AUUCAACCCAAGUUUUUUUUUUUUUUUUUUUUUUUCUGUGUGACAAAAUCCCAUUAAUCUUUGAAAUUUACUGUAAUCUAAUAACUACAUUUAGGGAUCUAGAGUGCUUUAUCUGAGUAUAGAUUCAUGCACAUAUUCUUGGGAUCCGUGGAAUAAUAUCAAAGGUCAUCUUUGGUGGAGGCAGAGUCGAAACUCUGAAAUCUUUCUUACAUGUUAUAGAAUCAUAACAUAACAUCACCAAAUAGAGAUGGCCAAGAAAGGAGCUAAAGCAAGUCCAGUAGUAUUGUCGUUCAUGUUCAUGUUGUUCUUGUUCUUGUUCUUCAAUUUUGUCGUGUCUGAUCAUGGUAAAGAAUUUGAGCUUCUUUUGUCUUUCAAGUCUUCAAUCCAUGACCCUUCUGGCUUCCUGUCAAACUGGGAUUCCUCUGUCACCUUUUGCCAGUGGCACGGUAUCACUUGCAAUAAUUUGUCUCAUGUUGACACACUUGAUCUUUCUGCCAAAAACUUGUCCGGGAAAUUAGUUUCCUCAUCCAUUUUCCAUUUGCCUUUUGUUGAAACUUUAAAUCUCUCCAGCAACCAGCUCAAUGGUGAAAUUCCUCUAGAUAUAUUUUCUUCCACCUCUUCACUUCGAUUUCUGAACCUCAGUAACAAUAAUUUCACUGGUCAAAUACCAAGAGGUUACAUUUCCUGCCUUGAGGUAUUGGAUCUUUCAAACAAUAUGCUUUCCGGGAAAAUUCCACAAGAAAUCGGAUCGUUUUAUAGUCUAAAAUUUCUUGAUUUCGGUGGGAAUGUUUUGGUGGGGGAAAUUCCUAUCUCGACAUCAAACAUCACUGCUUUGCAAUUCUUGACUUUGGCUUCAAACCAAUUAGUUGGCUCAAUUCCACGUGAAUUAGGCAAAAUGAAGAGCUUGAAGUGGAUAUACUUGGGCUAUAAUAAUCUCUCCGGUGAAAUUCCAAAAGAAAUUGGUAUGUUGACUUCCUUGAAUCAUCUUGAUCUUGUCUACAACAAGCUCACUGGUCAAAUCCCUUCCACCCUGGGAAACCUCAGUGAUCUUCAGUAUCUCUUCCUUUACCAAAAUAAGCUUACAGGUUCCAUCCCAAAGUCCAUUUUCGGUCUCAAAAAGCUGGUUUCUCUUGAUCUUAGUGAUAAUUCAUUAUCUGGAGAGAUCUCAGAACUUGUAAUUCAGUUGCAAAACCUAGAGAUUCUUCAUCUUUUCGGCAACAGCUUCACGGGUAAAAUCCCAAAUGCUUUAACUUCUUUGCCUCGUCUUCAAGUCCUUCAGCUUUGGUCCAACAGAUUAUCAGGUGAGAUUCCAAAAAGCCUUGGAAGACAUAAUAAUCUCACGAUUCUCGACCUCUCCACCAAUAAUCUCACGGGAGGAAUACCAAACGGACUUUGCAGCUCGGGUCGUCUCUUUAAGCUCAUUCUUUUCUCAAAUUUGCUUGAAGGUGUCAUUCCAAAGAAUCUGAGCACUUGCAAAAGCUUGCAGCGAGUCAGACUUCAAAAUAAUCGUCUAUCGGGCGAAUUAUCCUCAGAGUUUACGAAGCUGCCUCUCGUAUACUUCUUGGAUAUCUCAAACAACAAUCUUUGGGGCAAUAUCGGAGAGCAAAAAUGGGAUAUGCCGUCACUUGAAAUGUUGAAUUUGGCAGGAAACAGGUUUUCAGGGAAGUUGCCUCACGCAUUUGGUAGCCAAAAUAUUGAGGCCUUGGGCUUAUCACGAAAUGGAUUUUCAGGUACUGUUCCACGUGCUUUUGGGAGCUUAACGGAGCUAAUGCAAUUAAGCCUAUCUAGAAACAAGCUGACUGGUGAAAUCCCCGAAGAAUUAUCUUCAUGCAAGAAGCUUGUGAGUCUAGACUUAAGCCAUAACCAACUCAGUGGCCAAAUUCCAUCUGGUUUCGCUGAAAUGCCAGUUCUUGGUCAGCUUGACUUGUCGGAGAAUCAAUUGUCUGGUGAAGUACCACCAAAGUUGGGGAAAACGGAAUCACUGGUUCAAGUGAAUAUUUCUUACAACCAUUUACAGGGUGGAUUACCAUCUACCGGGGCCUUUCGUGCAAUAAAUGCAAGUGCAGUUGCUGGUAAUGAUCUUUGUGGAGGAGAUGACACGAGCGGUUUACCACCAUGCAAAAAGGUUAAGAAUCAAGCUUGGUGGUUUUCUGUUGCUUGCUCUCUCGCUGCUUUAGUGUUGCUUACUCUUGCUGCUUUUGGAGUCGUACUCCUUCGAGGAAGAAACAAUUUGGAGCUGAAAAGAGUGGAAAAUGAAGAUGGAACAUGGGAAUUGCAGUUCUUUGAUUCCAAGGCUUCGAAAUCAGUAACAAUUGAUGAUAUUACACUAUCUGCCAAAGAAGCAAACGUUAUUUCCAGAGGUAAUAAAGGCAUCUCAUUCAAAGGGAAGUCGGUUGUAAAUGAUUUCCAAUUCGUCGUGAAAGAAAUGAACGAUGUCAGCUCAAUUCCAUCAAGUUUUUGGUCUGAAAUCACACAAUUUGGCAAGCUUCAGCAUCCAAAUAUUGUUAAAUUAAUUGGAAUAUGCCGGUCGGAAAAGGGUGCAUAUUUGGCUUACGAGUACAUAGAAGGGAAAAUUUUAAAUGAAAUCCUUCACGACUUAAGCUGGGAGAGGCGGCGAAAAAUUGCUAUCGGGCUUGCAAAAGCUCUACGGUUUUUGCAUUCAUGUUGUUCGCCAAGUAUAUUCGUUGGACGCAUGUCACCGGAUAGAGUUAUCAUCGAUGGAAAAGAAGAACCUCGGUUACGAUUGAGCCUUCCUGGACCGGUUUGUUUAGAAAACAAGCGCUUCAUUUCUUCGGCGUACGUUGCCCCAGAAGCUAGAGAAAGCAAAGAUAUGACUGAAAAGAGUGAUAUCUAUGGAUUCGGCAUCAUUCUGAUUGAAUUAUUGACGGGGAAAAGUUCUGGGGAUGCUGAAUUUGGAGUGCAAUACCAGAGCAUGGUGGAGUGGGCCCGUUAUUGCUACUCAGAUUGUCAUCUUGAUAUGUGGGUUGAUCCGAUGAUCAAGGGCUAUGCAUCCAACAACCAGAGCCAGAUCGUUGAGACUAUGAAUCUAGCUCUUCAUUGCACGGCAGGUGACCCCACUGCUCGCCCAUGCGCAACCGACGUCUCCAAAACCCUACAAUCAGCUCUCAGAAUAAGUUCUGGUGUCCCAGCAGGCCUAAAAUUUUCUUCACCUGUUUUGGCUUUCUAAUAUUAUAGCAUGAUUUUGUUCAGAAAUUUUAUUUUUUGGGUUAAUUUUCUUUUUCUUUUCCACCUUGGUUUCUAGUAUAAGGUUUAUAAAUUAAGGUAUUAAAAUGGUUGUCACUCAAAUGUUUUGUUUGAUGGUAUGUUGGAUACAUACUACUGAAUGUAGAGAUGUAGAUAAACUAAACGCCAUUAUAUGAAUUACAGUUUUAUUUUUCUAUCAAGUAUCUUUCAAGAUCUUCUUUUCUUACCUAGCUCAUCAUUGCACUACUUUUAUGGCUCAUGAUUAUGACUCAUGGCCUAAGUUGCUUGAAAACAUCUAGUGAGCCACCCCGGUCAACAAAGGGUCGGGAAAAAGGUAGGGUGCCUUGCCUAGCAUUUUUUCUUUUUCCUUCAUAUGAAAAAUGAUUUUGAUAUAUGUUUAGCACAAGUGAUACAGUUAUUCAGAUAGAAAUCUGAAAUUCGAGUCUUUGGUCAUCCUAAACAUAUGUUCCAGCUCCUUGGUCGAUUACUAGCAAGUAAGUGGAUAUCCCACAGGAAGACCGACUCUUUCAGUCAGCGGAGAAAGUGCUUGAAAUCCCAUUUUUUGGAUGAAGGUGAAAAUUAUCUGCGACAUCUUGCUUUCCCACCUACGAAUGGCUGAUAUGCAGUACUGCACAUUGUUUUCUUUAGUUAUAUAUGCUGUUUUACAGCUUGUUUUUAAACAGGGAAAUGACAUAUAAGGAUUAGAAUUCACAUGGAUUUGGACUAAACAUCAUGGCCUACUUCCUCCACUUUUCUUUUUGUCUUCCGUUACUCUUGCAAGAAUUUUGUCCCUUUUCUUUUCACUUUUGUU
Molecule: messenger RNA, 4015 nt
Organism: Durio zibethinus
Lineage: Eukaryota; Viridiplantae; Streptophyta; Magnoliopsida; Malvales; Malvaceae
Biological process (GO): protein phosphorylation
Molecular function (GO): protein binding; ATP binding; protein kinase activity
Source: RefSeq, a predicted model, not a curated record